This is a messenger RNA of Scomber scombrus (Atlantic mackerel), 2460 nucleotides long. RefSeq names its product sushi domain containing 5 (gene susd5). NCBI's taxonomy places the organism in Eukaryota, Metazoa, Chordata, Actinopteri, Scombriformes, Scombridae. Gene Ontology annotation, biological process: cell adhesion; Notch signaling pathway. The transcript is spliced from 6 exons. Gene Ontology annotation, molecular function: hyaluronic acid binding. Bases 1 to 2460 code for a protein of 819 amino acids. The record is from RefSeq and is a predicted model, not a curated record.
AUGCUGGAUCGUUGUAACCAAACUGUUUUGUCAUUGCUCUUUGGAUGCCUGGUUUGUCUUUUCGUGGCCUCCAUUGUAAAUGCAGACGGUCGAGUGUUUGUGUUGGAUCUGAGGAACUCCUCUGGCCUGCAGGGCUUCAGGGAUGCUGAACUGGCUUGUUCCUCACAGCACGCUCGCUUGGCAUCAGCAGAGGAGGUCCAUCAUGCUGUGUUGGAGUGCUACUUCUCCCCGUGCACCCGUGGGUGGCUCUAUGGAGGCACAGUGGGGACCACAGUGUGUAAUAUUGUGGGCGGAACCCUGAAAGCAGUGGAUGUAAGAGCAGAAAAUGCUACAGAGGAUGCAGCACACCUGGACGCCUUCUGCAUCAGAGACAAAGGUGUGGCGUGUGGUGAUCCUCCAUCCUUUCCAAAUGCACGCAUGCAAGGACAGAGUGAGUUUGAGAUGGGCGAUGAGCUGCUCUACACAUGUCUACCGGGUUAUGUGAUGCCCAAUGGGCAAAGAGCCUUCAGCCUCCUAUGCGACAGCUGUGGAGAGUGGUAUGGACUGGUGCAGGUUUGUGUCAAAGAUGAGACUGAAAGUCACGUGGACUACGAGGACAAGUUCACGGAUUCCUACGGAGAGGCAGAGCGUCACAACGAGGGACCAGAAGAAGCUCAUGGUGAAGUGUAUGAAGAGGUGCAUGGAGCAGCAUACCCGGAGGGGAAGAGGGCUCAAGAGCAGCAAGAGACGAGUUUCAGUUUGGAGGUAGAGGCAGAGCAUCAAGACCAGCAUGGAGAGCAGGAAGAGGGAGGAGAGGUGACAGAGCAUGAUAGGACAUUUGUAGGAGUUCCAGAAGCAGGAGAAAAAGAUGAGGAAAGGGCUGCUGAGGAUUUUAUAGGCCAUCCGAGGUGGGAACAGGGAAGAAGUGAGGAGGUCAAAACUGAUGCAGCUGCAGCCACAGAUGCACCUGUGUCUCUUCUCUCCCAGAAACACCUCUUCUGGUUCCCCUCUGAGGCCUUCCAGCAGGAAGGACACCCUGUCUCCACCAAUCCUGUCCCACAGACUACACAGAGGGCUUCAGGCGCCCAAUCAGAGGAGAGUAAAGAGCAGGAGAGCCAAGAAAGGCAACCCCACCAGCUUCCUGUUGAUGAUCAUGAUCAUGAUCAUGAGCAAGACACCUAUGAUGAUCAUGACACAGAUGACCGAGAUGAUCACGACAACAGCGACCAUGAUGACCAGGAUGUCCAUGACGACAGCCACCACGAUGAUCAAGAUGACCCUCACAGUCACCAGGACAAAGAUGACCGUGAUGAAGAUUCAAAGCAUUACAUUUCAGCUCAGGAUGAUGAUCUGGACCAACGUGAUCAUGAUGAACGUUAUGACCAUUAUGACAUGGGGGAACAUGAAGAUGACCGGCAUCAUGUUCGCUACGGCAGCCAGGAUUAUGACAAUCGAGAUGAUACUUACGAUGAACACGAGGAUGUGACAGACGAUCACACAGACGAUGACCAGGAACAUCCUGACAGUUUGGAGGAACAUCCUGUCAAAAGUGAUGACCAUGAUGAUGGCGAGGAGCAUUAUGAUCCAAGUGAAGACGAUCAUGACCACAAGGAUCCUGAUGACCACGACAGCUAUGACAACCAUGACCACCAUGACCACCAUGAUAGCCAUGAAGAUGAUGAUCAUCCGCAUGUAAUCUUUUCUAUAGAAACAGAUGAACGUCAGAAUGUCACCCAGAAGGGAGCAGGGGCGACGGCCACCACAGACGAGACCUGGCUGGACGGGUACCCUGUUGCUCCGGAGGAAACUGAAAAAAGUGAUUCCACAACGGAGAGGAUGAGACCAGAGGAUAGAGAGAGGGGGACUGUUGUAAGGACAACAGACAGACCCAAUGAGGUGGAGAAGCCUGUCCCUUACACCAGUUUACCAGAGGUGCCUGAGUCUCCCACUACUAACUCUGACAUAAAGCAAGGGGGAGUGGAGGAGGUGUGGCCUGGCUUCAUCCUCACCACUGCUCCCUCUCCUGAUGAGCCAGAGACCUCAUACUCUGACACCCUGGACUACGACACACAACAGGCAGCUCCUACCCAAUCCUGGCUGGGUGACCUCACCGAACACCCCUUUCCUGAUCACGGCCCAGCCCCACCUGUGCAUGAUGGCGAUGUCAUCACUGGAGGGCUGGAGGAACACACUGUGCAUGACCUGCCUGGUGAGACCAGUGAGAGGGAUGAGGUGGAGGGAGAGAUGGGGGAGACAAUCUGUACAGGGGAGGACUGCCCUCCUCAUCCUCCCAGCUCCUCCAGCCGGGGUCCCACAGUGGCAGCCAUAAUCGUGGUUGUGUGUGUGGUAGCCUUAGCGGUCAUCGUUGGGGUGUGGUGUUACCGGCGGCGACAGCAGAAAAGCUCAAUGUACAAGAUGAAUGGGAAGGGGCAAAGUCAGACCAGACAGGGCCAACAGAUAGAGAUGCAGCAAAAAGUUUAA